GGUUUGCCCAGUUCGACUAAAUAAAAAGGAAGAUUUCUUAUUAUUCAAGAUUAAGAUGUUUCUCCAAACGGGCACAGCUGGUGGUGCACUGGUCUGAAAGAAUGGGCUACUCAGGGUCUGGUUGGAUGAGGGCCCAGAACUAAGAUGUCUGGCCCUUGGCCCCGUUACCUGUCUGAGUGAUGAAGAGCACCCCUAUCAUCCUCCUCUUCACUCUAUCUGUCUUGUGCAGACAUGAGAGUGUGAGUGGGAAGACAGUGAAGGACACAGUGCAAGAAUGGAACAGGUAUCGGAACGAGUGCCUUGUAAAGAUGAGCUCAGAUCCCACACCCCCAGGCUUGUUGUGCAAUCGCAUGUUUGAUAUGUACGCUUGUUGGACAGAUGGAGUGCCAAACACAACUGUCAAAGUGCCCUGUCCCUGGUAUCUGCCUUGGUAUGAUCAAGUGCACAAUGGAUUUGUGUUGCGAGAAUGCGGUCCAGAUGGCCAGUGGCUCACCGUCAACAACAGUCGCACCUGGAGAGACCACUCACAAUGCAAUGCAGAUGGCAGCCAGCAUAUAGCACAGGAGAAUCAGAUGUUGAUCUUGGCCUGUUUUAGGGUGAUGUACACAGUCGGUUACUCUCUGUCUCUGAUCAGCCUGUCCUUAGCGCUCGUGAUACUUCUCAUAUUCAGGAAGCUCCACUGUACACGUAACUACAUCCACACCAACCUGUUUGUCUCAUUCAUCCUGCGAGCCGUGUCCAUCCUCACAAGGGAUGCACUUCUUAUGAAAGAUGCUCUUGUGUUCAGAGACAACAAAGAUUUUUCCACCGUUCUGAGUGACCAGGCUAUGUCAGGCUGCCGCGUGGCCCAGGUCGUGAUGCAGUACUGUGUUGGAGCCAACUACUACUGGCUACUGGUAGAAGGUCUGUAUCUUCACAAUCUACUGGUGUUGAUGGUUUUCUCAGAAAACAGCUACUUCUGUGUGUACCUCUUUGUCGGCUGGGGAGCACCUGUGCUCUUUGUGGUGCCUUGGAUAGUUAUGCGGUACCUGUAUGAGAAUACAAGGUGCUGGGAGAUCAACGAAAAUAUAGGAUAUUGGUGGAUCAUUCGGACGCCAAUACUUUUGGCAAUUUUAGUGAACUUUUUCAUAUUUAUAAGGAUUAUUCAGAUCCUCAUCUCCAAAUUAAAAGCACAUCAGAUGAGAUAUACAGAUUAUAAAUUUAGGUUAGCGAAGUCCACACUGACCCUCAUUCCCCUGUUAGGGAUUCAUGAGGUGGUGUUUGCUGUGAUGACAGAGGAACAGACUGAGGGCGUACUUCGCAAUGUCAGCCUGUUCUUUGAACUCUUCUUCAACUCUUUUCAGGGUUUUCUGGUGGCCAUAUUGUACUGCUUUGUCAAUAAAGAGGUGCAGUCAGAAAUCAAAAAGAAAUGGCAGCGAUGGAAACUGGGAAUAAGCAUUUUAGAUGAUCAACGCAAUACAGGUAGCAACACACAUCGGGGGGGUGCUGGACCUCAGUGCAACCACAACCCACCCUGCUUUCCAGACUGCCCUCUGGACAGUGGCAGUCAUCUGUCUUCUGAAGACACACCGACAGCUAUCCAACCAAACAUUCAGCAUCACUACCACCCUGGAGCCAAGAAAGGCAAAGCAUACUGCUAUAUCUAUGCCCGAAAGCAGGUUCUGAACGGGUUGGAUGUGCCAGCAUUGCCCCAGUGUGGUGGAGAGGGAGCAGUGAGGUAUUCUGAGAGCUACUGCUGAAAGUGACUCUGACGAGUUCCAUUUUCUAAGGAAUAACAGAAUUCUGGCCACUGAUUGGAUGAUUGCAGCAGAUGAUAACAAAGCUAGAUAUCAUGGUGGAAUCUUGGUAUAUGAGGUCACUAGCACAAAUAGUGUCUUCUGUGAAAUGGUUUUAUAAGAAUACCUGUAUCUUAAUGUUUUUAUUUUUGAAAGGAUAUUCCUAAAACAUAUUACACUAGAACAAUCACUGGAUGUCCAUAGUCACACAUGGUGACCCACUUAAUUUGUUUCUUUUUUUGUUACAGUAUCUGUUAUCUACCGCUAUACCUCGUUUUGAAAACCAGACGAGUUCUAUUAUGUGCCAAUGUUGCGGAGCAACUUAAAACUUUGUAAAUAAGCACAAUGUAAUUUAAACAUUAUGAUUGCAUGAGGAUAAUCUGUUGAAAGUGAACAUUGUAAAAUAUUCACAGGUAAGGCACACAAACAACAGCAAAGUCACCAAAAUAACCAUCCAUACAGUGGCACCAAAUAGUAUUUGGACACUUAAAAAGAAUGGAUGGUAUUGCGUUACAUAUCAACUUACCAAACAAAGUGGCAUCUAGGAUUGCUAGACCUUUUCUCAGAGCAAACUUUACUUGCCAUUUUUGCUAUUACUUUUAUCCCAAGUUAAUUUAUAGUAUAUGCACUCUAUAAAGUCCACUCCCCUGAAAUUUGCACAGGUGUCUUUUUAUAGUAUCCACAGUUGUAAUUCUUCAUUAACUAUGGACAUGUACAUUUAAGAACUAGAAAGUGUCCAAAUACUAUUUUAAUGUGUCAUAAUUUUGAACAGUAUUUCAAUGUUUUAUACUUUAAAACCUCACAUUCUUCUUUUUGUGAAAUGUUUUGAUUUAAAAGUGCACGUGUGCUAUAAUUAUAUGUAUUGAGGGGAGCUGAAUUAUACAUUCAUUAAAAAUGACCUUGGGACUAGUUAAAAGUGAUCACAAAAAUGCCAAGAAAAGCAAAGCAAGUUGCUAGAAAAGGUUAAGCAGAUUUUAUUUCAAGAUGCAUCUUGGUUUGAUAUUUUAACAAAACGCAAUGUUGUUAAAUGCAAUAAUAUUCGUAAAAAAAAUUCUAAAUGCUUUUUAGGGGCAUUGUAUAGCAUACACAUAUGGCGGACCAGUAAAAAUUAUAUAAUUAAAUAAAUAUUAAAAAAAUUGAAUAAACCAUGUAAUACAUGAUGAGAUAAUGGUAACACUUUAGAAUAAUGUUCCAUUCGUUAACAUUAGUUAAUGCGUUAAGUAUCGUAAUGUAACUAAUGUUAACAUAGAUUUUUGGAGUAAAAAUGUAUUAUAAUAUGAAGAAAUUAACAUAAAACUGAUAUUUCCGGUCCUGGAUGCGGAUUGGUUAACAGCUGUGCUUUAUUCAUGAUAAAGCUGAGCUCUGACCUCUUCAUGAAUCUUCUAUUUGUAUCACUCUGCAGCACUCAUAGUUGACAGUUAUUCUUGUUGCCCUGCAACAUUAUGUUUACUGCCAGGGACUAUAUUUUCUGAUGGAAGGAUGCCAUUUAAUGAUUUUACAUGAAACUUAAAUGAACAUGUGCCCUUAAUACUUUUAUUAUGUGGUGACUGUUUUAUAAAAGCAAUAAGGCACUCAAGGCUGUGCCAUAUUGUGAACAUAGUCACAGCUGAAAGGGUUGCUCUGCUUGCAUUGUGCCUACAGCCGUAACUAUAUUCUCAAUAUAGCACAGCCUGUCGGCCUCUCAUGCCUUAUUGCUUAGUUAACCAAGAUUAAUAAAUGUUGUAAAAGUAUUGUUCAUUGUUAUUUCAUGUUAACUAAUGUAGCUAACUUAUGAUACUAAAUGGAAUCUUAUUGUAAAGUGUUACUGAAAUAAUAAUAAAAACUAUAAAAUUAUUAAAUUAAAUGUCCUUUGUAUUUAAUUUUAGCACAUGUUUGCGGGUUACAGUUAUCAGCACGCCUUACAAUAACAGUGAGCAUUAUCUUUUAAAAUAGAUUUAUUCUGACUUUCUAGUUUGUGAUUUAAGGUGUUUCUUUUUACACCGCAGCUAUGGCUGAGCUUGGUACAAUAAGUACCAAGUUGUGUAUUUAAUUAUUUAUUUACUGUAUAUAUUUAAAUAUUUAUUUAAUGAUUUGGUAACACUUUACAAUAAGGUUCCAUUUGUUAACAGUAUUUAACAACAUUAGGUAACCUGAACUAAC
Xyrauchen texanus (razorback sucker) is the source of this 3914-nucleotide messenger RNA. RefSeq names its product gastric inhibitory polypeptide receptor-like. The transcript has 14 exons. Lineage: Eukaryota; Metazoa; Chordata; Actinopteri; Cypriniformes; Catostomidae. Gene Ontology annotation, biological process: adenylate cyclase-modulating G protein-coupled receptor signaling pathway; cell surface receptor signaling pathway. Bases 180 to 1739 code for a protein of 519 amino acids. Gene Ontology annotation, molecular function: gastric inhibitory peptide receptor activity; peptide hormone binding; G protein-coupled peptide receptor activity. Gene Ontology annotation, cellular component: plasma membrane. The record is from RefSeq and is a predicted model, not a curated record.